Olea europaea var. sylvestris is the source of this 1027-nucleotide messenger RNA. Its product is annotated as zinc finger CCCH domain-containing protein 11-like. The record is from RefSeq and is a predicted model, not a curated record. Bases 246 to 884 code for a protein of 212 amino acids. Gene Ontology annotation, molecular function: mRNA binding; metal ion binding. Gene Ontology annotation, biological process: cytoplasmic translation. Gene Ontology annotation, cellular component: cytosol. The transcript has 4 exons. Lineage: Eukaryota; Viridiplantae; Streptophyta; Magnoliopsida; Lamiales; Oleaceae.
CUCUUUUUGUAAUUUUCACAGAAAAACGUAGUUUCUCGAAGCCUGAACAUUCCGUGUUGCCGCUCCCAAACCUAAACCCCCACGCGGCCACGCCACACACUGAUACAGAGCUCCACUGCCUCCGGUCACCCCAAAGCUUACAAUCGCAGAACGCAAAAUAAAUCGCAGAUAUCUACAUCGAACAAUUGUUCUUCAAUCGAUUUUCUGAUUAGAGAUUUAUUUCACGAGAAAAGAAGAGAGCGAAAAUGCCUCCAAAGCAAUCUAAAACGGAUUUAGCAAAGAAGCAGAAGGUAGUAGAGGACAAGACAUUCGGAUUGAAGAACAAGAACAAGUCCAAGAAUGUCCAGAAAUACGUCCAAUCUCUCCAACAAUCAGUCCAGCCCAAACCUGACCCCAGCAAAAUCAAUGCCAAGAAGAAGAAAGAGGAAGAGAAGGCAAAAGAAAAGGAGCUCAAUGAAUUAUUUAAAGUUGCUGUCAGUCAGCCCAAAGUCCCAGUUGGUGUUGAUCCAAAGUCGAUAGUGUGCGAGUUUUUCAAGGUGGGACAGUGUGCUAAGGGUUUCAAGUGCAAGUUCUCACAUGAUUUGAGUGUGCAGAGGAAAGGAGAGAAGAUUGAUGUCUAUAGCGAUAAGCGCGACGAAGGACAAGGAACAAUGGAGGACUGGGAUCAGGAGACCCUGGAGAAGGUUGUAGCAUCCAAGAGCAAUGAAUACAACAAGAAUAAGCCUACUGAUAUAGUAAGUCUUCAUUAUUCAAUUCACUAUUUAUAUUUCACAGUUACAAUCUUUGGGGUGAAUGCCAGUGUUCUACUUUCGUCGGUAUUUUACCCUUCACUAUUAAUUAUUGUUGUUGUUGUGUAUAGAAAUUGUAAAAGUUAUGGCAGAUGAAGCUAGAAAUAAUCCGAAAUAGACGGAAAUCUUUGUAGCAAAUACAUCCAUUUUGCAAUAUAGACUUGUAUAUCACCUAAAGUAGUUUGUGAGAAAUAAAUAGAUUCCAAUAUUUAAGGAAAAUGAGUUUCUCAAAACCACCA